Dermatophagoides farinae (American house dust mite) is the source of this 1716-nucleotide messenger RNA. RefSeq lists its product as uncharacterized. The record is from RefSeq and is a predicted model, not a curated record. Lineage: Eukaryota; Metazoa; Arthropoda; Arachnida; Sarcoptiformes; Pyroglyphidae.
AAAUCAAAUGUUUGCUGAUUGAUUCAACACUGAAACACAAAAUUUUUUUUUUUUUUUUUUUUUUUGAAAAAUCCGAUUAGCUUAAAUAUUUAUUGAUUGAUUGAUUAUAUUGAUAUUUGUGUGUUUUGUAAAUCCCAUUAAUUUGUAGUGGUACAAAAUGAUGGUGAAAAAAAAUGGAUUACUCUCAUCAAUCAUAUACUCUUCUUACUUAAUUUUUUUUUCUUCUUCACUAUCGAUAAUAUCGAUUAUUGGAAUUUUUAAAUCUUUUAUGUAAAUAAAAAUUAUUAUUAUUAUCUUUGAAAAGUUUGCAAAAACAUGUUCCAUAAUGUUGUUGUUGUUGUUGUUGUUGUUGGUGUGGCUGGAUGAAAAUUAAAUUGUCCAAAUGUUCAUUUGCCAGCCAUGAACCACGACGAACGACCAAUGUUGUUUUUGGGCAAAAUUUUUGAUUUUAUAAAAUGGAAAUUCAAUUCGUUACAAAAAAACAUCAAUGAUGUGAGAGAAAAACGACAAUUAUUGAAAAAAAUGAAUGAUGAAUUUGAUAAAAAAAUUAUCGAAGCUCAUUUGAUUGGCAUGACAGAUGAUGAAUUGGCUACGAUUUUCGAUAAACAUUUCCAUCAUCAUCAUCAUCAUCAUUUAAAUCAUUCAUUUAAAUUUUUACAACGAAAAUCAUUCAUCAUAUGGUUGUCAUUCAUUUUAUUAUUGAUUUCAUUUCUAUUGACAUCGAAUACAUGUAAACGUUAUGGAAUGCGAUUUGGUCGAAAAAUUUUAUUUCAAUUGGAAAAUCAUUGGAAUUGGUUAGACGUAUAUUAUGAUCGUUGUUUAUUAUCAUCAUCAUCGAAUAUUCGAACAUCAUCAACAACAGCAGUGAAAAAAUCGAAUGAACGAUGUGAUUAUUGUGAAAAUGUCAAUCAAAUAAUAAAAAUCAAUGGCAAUUCAUAUGAUCAACAACAACAACAACAACGACGUUUAUUACAUGAUCAAAUUACAUCGUUUAUUACGCAGAAAUUGCCCUUCAUUUAUCAUGACGAACAUUUCGUUACAAAUGAAAUACGAUCAUGGCCAAUACGAAAGAAUUUCACACGAAUAAUCGAUUUUAAGAGGCUUUAUAAUGAAACAAAUCAUCAUCACAAUUAUGGUAUUUGUAUGUUUCGAUCAAAUUUGGUGAAUGUCAAUGAUCCAUAUGAAUUUUUCAAUGAAAUUGAUGAUGAUGAUGAUGAUGGUCAUUCAUAUAUUCAUCAUAUGCCUUGGUUUAUACAUUGGCAAAAUUGUGGACUAAAAGAAAUGAAAAAAAUUCGCCAUUUAUAUAAACGGCUUUCAAUACUGCCACCAAUGAUUGAAAUGAGUAAACCAAAUUGGCUACUAUUAUCAUCAUCAGAAACGAUUAAUCAACGGACAUUUAAACCGAUAAUACCAUCACAACAGACAGAUAUUAUGGUUAUCAUACAAAUACAAGGUCAUAUUGAAUUCGAUUUACAUACAGCCAUCGAUGAUUGUCAAUAUAUUUGCCAACAACAAAAAAAUAAUUCUACUUACAAACGGAUUUAUUAUUAUUUACCAGCAAAUCAUUUAGUUGUAAUUGAUCCUAAAUAUUGGCGAUUUAGUUAUCGUCCACCAUCAUCAUCAUCAUCAUCAUCGAUAAAGGAGGAUAUAAAAAAUAUGGAUUACAUCGAUACUACAAUGAAUCUAUCAUUAAUAUUAACCGGUAUUAUUGUUUGA